Molecule: messenger RNA, 3347 nt
Organism: Aplysia californica (California sea hare)
Lineage: Eukaryota; Metazoa; Mollusca; Gastropoda; Aplysiida; Aplysiidae
Product: BAG family molecular chaperone regulator 3
Exons: 2
Coding region: 65-1615 (516 amino acids)
Molecular function (GO): protein-folding chaperone binding
Source: RefSeq, a predicted model, not a curated record
CAUUCCGGAAGUAUCGCCAUCCGGAUGCUUCGAGAAGAGAACUCGCAUCAUAUAAGUCGUGAAAAUGGCAGAUCGUCAGUUCUUUACGAUGCCUUUUAACCAAGCACAAAUGAGGAACGAUCCGUUACCUACAGGUUGGGAAAUGAGAUUUGAUAAUGUGUCAGGAUGGCCAUACUUCAUUGACCACAAUACAAGAAAUACUACGUGGCAAGAUCCGAGAAAUAUGAUGGGUCAUCAGCAGCACCCGUACUCUGGCUUCCGUGGGGGUGUACCUGAAGGCAAGACGGUGGAGAUCCCCGUGAGGUACGAAGGCCCCAAAGACCCGCACAAAAUGGGUCACGGCAUCAACGCUGCCCCCCCACAGCAUCACAACCACCACCCUCCCGGCGGGCCGCCCCAGCCAUACCCAGCCCCGGCGCCCGAGCCCAUGGAUUACCAGUCCCAGUCGGGCACCCUGCCACGGAAGCGAGGCGAUGUGUGGGAGAUUCCGAUACAGCACAUGGGUCAGGAUAACGUCCCGCCGCACGCCCAGCACCCGCAAGCGCACCCACCGCACGCCCAGCACCCGCAACAGCAGAUGCACUACCCGCACCCACAAACCCACCCCCAGAUGCAGUACCCACACCCACAGGGGAUGCCGCAGCAGCAGCCGCAGCCGCAGCAGUUCCCCCCUCCAGCCAGCGUGGACUACUCCACCUACCCCCAGUCGGGCCCCAUGCCCCAUGACGGUGGUCACCACCACCACCACCAACCCCCUCAGAACCCCCCUCACCAGCCCCCACAGCACCAACAGUCCCCGAGGGGGCCGGUGAAUAUUCCCAUCAUUCGGGAAAACCAUCGCGGAGUAAGCCCUGGCAGGGCAAGCCCACGCCCGCAGGUGCCCAUGCAAAGCAGCCCGCGGAAUAGCCCACGGGCCAGCCCGCGACCCGACUUCUCCCAGGCCAUCCCUCAGUCGGCACAGCAGUUCCAGCAACAGCAUCGCCCGCAGGAGCCCUGCCCGGAUUAUAACAGUCACGAAGCGACGCUGCCUCCUCAGGCUACGCUCGGCCCUCAGCAGCCGGCUCGACAACCGUCGCCCUCUCCACAACAACAACAACAGCAACAACAACCACCACCACAACAGCAACAACAACAACAACCACCACCGCGUCAGCCUUCGCCGCAGCCCCCGAGAACUCCGGAAGAGAAAGCGUUUGACAUAAUCAACGGCGUGAUGAACGAGGUCAAGUCGCUGGAAGAGCAGGUGAACCCGUUCCGGGGGAAGAAGACGGACAAGGAGUACAAGUACCUGGAGGAGAUGCUCACCCGCUCCCUCUUGAAGCUGGAUUCCGUCGAGUCGGGCUCGAUGGACAACGUGAGGCAGGCACGGAAACAGGCCGUCAAACUCAUAGAGGCCACCCUCGAUCUCUUAGAACUAAAAGCAGUGGCCGGGGAGACGAACAUGCCUUCUGGAAACCCCCCCAGCUCCAAUUCGCAGCCCUCUAGCGGCAGUAGCGGUAACACGAACAAUUCCUCGGGUCCGGCGCCACAGAAUAGUCAGGCUGCGGGCCCGUCGAAGGGCAAGGACCCCAGCAGGGUGAAAGAGAUGCAGUUAGACAGUGAGAUAGCGUGCUAGCUGGUGGCUGUUCUCGAGCUGUGAUAUCUUAGCAAAUGGUGACAUUUCUUCCUCAGUAGCCUCAGCUACAGACAUUGUAAUGCCCCCCCCCCCCCCCCUCUCUUACCCCGCAGCUAAGGAGAAAUACUAUACUACUCUCCGCUCCACCUCCCUUCGCUUCUAAGGAGAUAGUACCCAGAUGAAAAAGCUGAUAGGAAAGGAUCCCCCCACCCUGCUUCCCAACAUAGAUAUAUAUAUAUAUGUAGUUUAAAAAGACUCCUGUGUGUAGAUCAUGUAGUAGUUAAUUAGUUAUUUUAUUAUGUUUUAAAAAAAAUCGCUGCUUUCGUGAUUGAUGCUAUUUGAUGGGAUUUGUUUCACACCUGAAUUAUAUUCCUCUCGUUCGAUGCGUCGUGGUGGUGAGGUUUGAACGCAAUUCGUGAAGGAAUAUUUCCUGUUUUGUCAUGGUGUUUAAACCAUCAUCAUAUCUUGUUUGUUUCAGUCGUCUUAUAGUGAUAAUUUGUUAACAAUAAAUGCUGUAGUGGUUUGUACACAUAUUUAAUAAUCGCGUGAAAAUCAAAUCUUGAAUUCAUGUUUUGUUAUUUCUUUUGUUGUUCAAACACCAUGUUUUUUUAUUGUCGUUUGUUUACUACUACACACAACAUUGCCUCAAAUUGUUCCAUCUGGGGCGUAGCAAAGCUUGUACAGGAUUUUGUUCUCACAGUGUGAAAUCCAGAAAUUUGAAGGGAUGUCAGAGAAGUAUUUUCAGAGAGUCGUUUUGGCCUGGUUAUUUCUUGAAUUUUUAUAGGUUACUUCUACACAGAAAGUUUUAGAAAGCGUAAACCUAUUACGGUACCUUUGAGUGUGAAAGGCAGAUAUGUAUACCCCGCAUAUGUCCUUUUUAAAAUCCCUUCUCUUUACAUUUGUGGGUGGAAAGGGUAACUGUUAGCUCAGUUGGUAUCAUGCUGGGCUACGGAGCAGAAAGCCCAGGUUCGAAUCCCGUUUUGUGGAGUUUUCAAAGCUCUCAACCCGUUUGACCCGAUUCUGUCGCAGAUCGGCGUUGAAUUUGGAGGUCCUGCCUUUUGGAUAUAAACCUAAGAAUAGAAGUGCUGAUAGGCGCGUGAAACCUAAGCUUUAAAACACUUACUUACUUUUGAGGAGGGGAACUGGUGUCAGCGAGUAGUGAGGAGUGGAUGUCUUCAGUAUGCCUAGUCACAUGUUGUCUUGUCAGUGCUACUGGUCAAUCUAUAGCUGUUCCCGUUCGUUUUUAAGCAAGAACAAUUCUGAAAUUAUGCAAAAUGAGCCCAAAAAAGUGAAAUUAUGCUAUUCUGUUAAUUUUAAUUAACAAAGAAUGAUAAAGGAAAAUAAUAAGAAAUUAAAGCAAAAAAUGAUCAAAUUUUGCUAAAUUACGCGGGGUGCAUAUAAAACCAUGGGGACAGCUAUAGGUCAUCACUGUACGUACGCUGUUGGUUACAUCAAAGGGACAAAACAAAUGUCUUGCCGUAAUUUAUUUCAUGGUAUAGAUUUUACUGCUCUCCUGAUCAAAUUAAAUUGUAUCCACUGUUAUGAAUACUGUAAAUAGUACGUUUUAUAAAAAUUAAAAAAACAACAAAUAACCAAAGUAAGAUUUCUUUUGUCAGUUUGCCUCAUGUUUUUCAAAGUGAUGAUUUUGUUAUUUAUAAUAUUAUUUCUCCACACAACGAGAUAUUCAUUUUCAUAUUAUAUUACAGAUAAAACAAAGCAUCUGAUGAAAUAA